AUCUACAGCUCCUCGGAGAUUUAAAUGAAAAAAGUACGGAACGAUGUUUCAGUAAUACAUACUGUCUGUGUGCGAGACUGGAAAACGAAACUAACGUCCAUGUUGGCUCCACUUCGAAAUUUGCUCAGAUCGAUUUGUACAGAGAGAAAUUGCGUUUAUGUCAUUAAGGUUAACCAUCGAGAGGCGUGAUCCGUUUUCAUCUGCAGACAUUAUGAAAUAAGAAAAUAUAUUCCAUGUAUUUUCAAAGAAGGCCUAAAGAAGAUUAUUUGAAGAACAGUUUGUUACCCAGUUUGUUACCCAGAACCUUUAUAUCAGAAUGUCAUGCCACUUGAGUGACUCGGACAAUCCUAAUAUUGUUCCAAAGCCACGUGGAAAUUCUCCAAAAGUCAUCGCUACAACCCUUGCCAUUUUGUUUAUAUUAUACAUUUACAUCUAUCAAGAAGAACACGAUGUAAUACAUAUGCUAAAAAAUAGUUUUUUUAUUUCAUUUUCGUCAUAUAUGCUCAAAGGAAUAUGUAAUUUUGUAGAGGAACGCUGGCAUCAUUUUCAGCCAAGGUAUGGAAAGAAUUGUUGUAAACUUCUGAAAGCCUGCUUUUUCGAGAAAACAGUUUUUUGUAUUUUUGUGGCUGUCUUCAUUGUUCUUUUCACAUCAUUUAAGCUUCAAGACAUAGUGCAGAUCAUUCUUGGAUGCUGUUGUUUUCUGAUAUUUUAUGUUGCUGGUUUUUUUGGUCCAACUGAAGUAGAGAUAUCUCAGAUCUGUGAAAUGAAUAAGAAAAAUGUUGCUCACGGCUUAGCUUGGUCAUUUUAUAUUGGAUAUUUAAAGAAGGUGCUACCUAGAUUAGAAAACUUAAUUGAGGCUUACCAUGCAGAAAAAGACAAUUCAAUUCUACGAUACAAAGAUACUUGGAAAGUGCACAUUCUGAUUCCAUUAGACUGUCACAUUCCAGAUGAGAUAAGCAAGGAAGAUGCUAAUAUACAUUUUUUUGACAACCUUCCUGACACACAGUUAAAUGUUGCUGGAGUUAUGAAACGAAGCUACAAACACAGUGUCUAUGAAAUUUUUGAUGAAAGUAAAAGGCCUCAUUUCUGUAUUGUUGAAUAUGCAACACCCCUAGUGUCCUUGUAUGAGAUGUCCAGAGAUUCACAGGCAGCCUUCAGCAGUCAGGACCGACUUGAACAGACAAAACUAUUUUACAGAACACUGAAAGAUAUUCUUGAGGACUCCAAAGAGUGCAGAAAUCUCUACAGACUGGUAUUAUUAAAUGAUAACAAGAGAGGUGAAGAUCCUCACUAUCUUUCAAAAGAAAUUAUUAAACAUCUGGACCAGCAGAUAACUGAAGAGUAUUCUGUGGAAGAAGAAGGUCAACAGCUUCAACACAAUUUCCCUACAGAACUGUCGCACGUCCCUAAACUAAUGAUUAGUAAUGACAAUAACAGUGAUUUGCCUCGAUCUCUCAUAGCUUAACUAGAAAAUGUUUUGCUAUCAGUUUAUAAAAUGUAAAAUUCUGUAUGAAACUUAGAACCUUCAACAUCAGCUAUUUUUUAUAAAAAACUGAAGUUAUUUAUUGAAUGAUGUAACAUAGGGGUGUGGGAGGCAAAUGGAAAAUGCGUAACCUCCAAGCACACUGUGAACAGGCCUGGGAUUCAAACCAAGAACGCUGAAACUUUGAAGAUGAAGCAAUACCAAUUAUUAUGUCGCCCCCACAAAAGGAAAUUCAUUUCAUCAUCUAUAUGGAAUGUAAAUUGCAUAAAUAUCAGGUAAUAAGAAGCACAUACAGAAACAAAAGCUGCAUCUUUUAGUUGUAGUGGUGAACAUAUGAAAGAAUCCAUUACUGUUAUCAAAUGCGACUGACAAAAUGUCAUUUAGCAUACUUCCCGUAAAAGAGUCAAAAGGGUAAAAAGGAGAAAUGGCAGGUUAAAGGUUUUGGCUAUUUCUUGACUGAUAUAAAAAUGUAAUUUCUCCCUAUAUUUCCCUAUGUAAAUUGUGUCUCUUUCUUUCUUUGCUUUGUAUUAUUUUUCACUUAAAUCAAUGUCCUUAGCCUUUCCCCCUAAAUACUGAAUUUUGAUUCAUUUUUGAAUAUCCUGUUUUCAUUUUCGUUGUUGCACUCUAUAUUCCACUGGCUCACUUUUUUCUUUGUAAAUUAAACCUUUUUGGACAUUCUA
This is a messenger RNA of Erpetoichthys calabaricus (reedfish), 2163 nucleotides long. It is a transcript of the gene sting1, whose product is annotated as stimulator of interferon response cGAMP interactor 1. NCBI's taxonomy places the organism in Eukaryota, Metazoa, Chordata, Cladistia, Polypteriformes, Polypteridae. Gene Ontology annotation, biological process: autophagosome assembly; defense response to virus; innate immune response. Gene Ontology annotation, cellular component: autophagosome; endoplasmic reticulum membrane. The record is from RefSeq and is a predicted model, not a curated record. The transcript is spliced from 9 exons. The coding region runs from base 317 to 1465 and encodes 382 amino acids. Gene Ontology annotation, molecular function: 2',3'-cyclic GMP-AMP binding; cyclic-di-GMP binding.